This is a messenger RNA of Schistosoma curassoni, 1478 nucleotides long. The record is from the annotation of a GenBank genome assembly. NCBI's taxonomy places the organism in Eukaryota, Metazoa, Platyhelminthes, Trematoda, Strigeidida, Schistosomatidae.
CGCCGUUAUUUCAGUCCCUUAAGGUCGUUGUAUAAGAAAGAGCGGCUAAUUUGGCUCAGUCUAAACUGCCUGAUAUGUCCAUCGAUCCUCAGGGCAAUGAAGUUGGAAAGCUGUUUGUGGGAGGGCUGCAUCAGUCUACAACUAAUGACUCCCUUAAACUAUAUUUUUCGAAAUUCGGAGAUAUUGAAGAGUCGACAGUUAUGAUGGACAACAGAACCGGUCGAUCAAGAGGCUUCGGUUAUGUCAAGUUUAAAAACGAUGAAUCUGUCGAUUGGGUUCUGAGACAAAAAACUCACCUAAUUGACCUUAAAGAAGUCGAUCCUAAACGGUGCAAUGUUAACAUGAAAGGAAAGAAUCGUCGUAGCCUCAAGGUGUUUGUUGGAGGAAUUGCCUUUGAUCAUGAUGAAAAUAUAAUUAGGAAUUUCUUUUCUAGCUAUGGAAGGGUUACCGACGUUAACUUACUAGCAGGCCAAACCAAACCACGCCAUAGAGGCUUUGCAUUUGUUGGGUUUGACGAUGAAGAGGUGGUUAGGAAUCUCAUCAAACUGCACUACUUAAACCUGAAUGGGAAACAGGUUGAAAUAAAAGCAAUGAAACCACCUAAUACUCAGAAAUCUGACUACCAGGUCUCUUCUAACUCAGUACCAUCUGUUCAAGGAAACGGACGUCCUGUUCGUAGUGUUCAAAAGAAACAAUAUGUUACAUCUCAACCCAACGGUUCCUGUGCAACCUGGAGUCACUGGCCUGGAAACUGGGGUUCUCAUGGGCAACCUCAAGCUUGGCCUUCUUUGGGCUGGGCUAAUGCAAAUCCCAAUCCUCCACAUAAUGGCCAAACUGGAGUUGGUCCUGGCCCUCCUCUACAAAAUAUUGGUACACCACUGGGAAACUGGCCUGAUCAUUCUAUCAAUUCUACAAAUGGUUGGAUGCCUGCAGCUUGGGGUCACCAAAUCGCUGCACCUACGACGGCAAGUCGCAUUCACACAUUAAAUGAUGACUCACUAUACAAUCAACAAUCUGUACACAAGUCUCAGCCCGGUUGGGAUUCAAUCUGUUUAGCUCCGCUGGGGACUGUACCUGGUUCUGGGCAUAAUUCUCUUGAUCCAUUAGUCAAUUCCAUUGACUCUUGGAAUCAUUCAGCUGCUGCUGGUCUUUGCCAACUAGCUCCACCUUCUUUAAGUUCAAGUUUGGCCUUGGGCGCCCCAUCGAUUGUUCCUGGUGGCUGGAAUCACGGUAAUGCCGUAUCACGUUCUCUGAACAGUCACUGGACAGGACCUACUUCCUCCGUUAUUCCAGGUCCUAGGCCACCCAACCAUUUGGCUGCUGGUUAUAUUAACGAAGCACUCCCUACACAUCAAAAUGGAGCUUCUAUAUCCGGAAUGGCAACAGCUGCUGCGAUUGGUCUUGGUAACUCCCCUGGUUGUCCACCGAUGCCUCAUUGGUCAUCAACAGGAUCUGUAGAUCCAAGUGAGUUUUCUAAC